Trichogramma pretiosum is the source of this 4068-nucleotide messenger RNA. RefSeq lists its product as uncharacterized. The record is from RefSeq and is a predicted model, not a curated record. The transcript is spliced from 18 exons. Lineage: Eukaryota; Metazoa; Arthropoda; Insecta; Hymenoptera; Trichogrammatidae. The coding region runs from base 10 to 4068 and encodes 1352 amino acids.
GAAUUCAAAAUGAGAAGGAUCCAUAAUAUGUUCAGCAUGGUCCAAGCUAUUACUGUUCUCACGGUUUUGAAAAUGCUCGCCAAUGCACAGACGACGUGCAACGGGGGCGCGGGUCGAGUGGUUUACGAAAGGCUACCGGACCAACAACUGCAAGGGUUCGACGACGAAGUGGUGAGAGAUUCGGCACCACCCUUUCGGGUGUUGGAGAAGUGCCAAGAGCUUUGUUUGCGCGACAGAACGGCGACGAACAAUUUGGUGCGAGCUUGCGCGAGUUUCGACUUUCAGCCCGGCAGCAGGAUAGCGUCGUUCAGCGGCGCGGCCGAGUACGAGGAGAGCACGUGUUACUUGAGCUCCGAGCAAGCCCAACCCGAGGGCAUCGGCAAUUUGAUGAUGGUACCCAACAGCGUUCACUUCACCGAGAUAUGCCUGACUUCGAGUCGAAUAGAGAGGGAAUGUCCUAACAGACGUUACGCUUUCGAGAGACAUUCGCGAAAAAAAUUGAAAUUGCCAGCGACCGACAUCAAGGAAGUCACAGCAGCUAAUAGAACCGAAUGCGAAGAUCGAUGUCUCAACGAGUAUAGUUUCGUUUGUCGUUCAGCUACUUACGAUGUUUCUCAGCGAAGCUGCCAAUUGAGUCGUUUUACAAGAAGAACUCACCCUGAUCUACUCGAGGACAGCGCGAAUUCGGAAUAUUUAGAAAACACGUGUUUGAACGCCGAGCAUCGCUGCGACGGCUUGGCAGUAUUUAUAAAAGAAGAGAACAAACGUCUGCGCGGUCCGUUUGAAGUGGACAUUUAUACGAAUUUGACCCUCGACGAGUGUCAAGCGCUUUGCUUGAGGGCAGAAAAGUACUUCUGUCGGAGCGUCGAGUACGACGAGCAAACCCGCCAGUGCGUCAUAUCUGAGGAGGACUCGGUCUCGCAAAGAGAUGAUAUUGGCAUCAGCAGCAGUCCCAGUUAUCACUUUUACGAUCUAGUUUGCUUGGACAACCAUCCGUCUAUAGCACGAGGCUCCGAGUAUCCGGACAAUAGUGUCUCGUCGCAUUUGUUUUCCGACGGUCGCCGUCCCGACACGGCCUUUCAACGUUUUCGAAACUCGCGACUAAGUGGCGAGUUCCAUUCGGAGAUUACCGGCAGGAGUUUGAGCGAGUGCCUAGACGAGUGUCUGAGACAGACGAGUUUCCAGUGUAGAUCGGCUGUCUACUCGGAGCACUACAGAACCUGCAGGUUGAGUCGUUUCAAUCAGAAGGACGGCCACAGAAUUAUCUAUGAUGCUGACUACGAUUAUUAUGAAAACUUGAUGCAUCAAUACUUAGACGGUGAUGGAGGUUCGGGAUCGAGACCUGAUCCGCUGGGUCAAGAUACGAAACACGGUCGACCGUUUUUGGGACGACCAGGCUAUCCAGACGAUCCAGGAUAUCCAACAGGAAACAGUAAAGGGGGUGAUCGCUAUCCCGACCGAUAUCCAAUUCCAGGCAACCGGUACCCUUACCCCAAUUACUAUCCCAACGACGAUCGUCAUCCUUCGAGACCAUACUAUCCACCAGCGGGUCCCGAUCGCUACCCAGACGAUCGAUACUCAGGAGGGGACAGGUAUCCACCACCUCCGAAUCGACAUCCAAUGGAUCGUUACCCACCAGUCCACGAUCGUUAUCCUGAUCGCUAUCCCGAUCGUUACCCCAUGGAUCGCUACCCCAUGGAUCGCUACCCGAACACCGACGAGCGUUACCCGAUGAGGGGACGGUAUCCGAUGAGGCCUCAAUCACCACCACCACCUCAAGUUAGACCUGGAAUGGGAAGUCGUUUUCCGGCGGUCAUUCACAAAUAUCCAUCCCUUCCAUCUCAACGAUUCCCUGUUGGAUCAACUGGAUUUCCUCCAGCGGACGACAGAUAUCCACAACCACCUGUUGGAUCACCCUUGGAUAGAUAUCCUUUGCCGGAGGACUCGGCAGAUCGAUAUCCAACUGGAAUAGAGGGAAACAGAAUACCAGACAGAUAUCCUGAUAAAGAUGUCAACUAUCCGUAUGGUGAUUCCAGGUAUCCAGGAGGGUAUACGGGUAAAGAAUACGGGGAACGUCCGAUUCAUCCAAUUCUAAGUGGCAGCAGUCCCUACGGACCACGACCACCGGUCGGCGGAAAUGCCUUAGGGACGAAUGCUUACGACGAUGGAUCCAUCGUCGGAGGGGGUUACAUAGGCGAAGGAGGCGUUUAUCAAACUCGUCCUUUCGGAAAUACAGGAGGGCCCAUAAUAGGCCGACCGCCCCUGGUCUCGCGGUGCGAUGAACAAGAAAAUUUCCGACAAGUCGGCCAGGGCACUCGCGUGCGCAAACCGUUCGUUAGGCGCUACACGACCGCGUCGUCCUUGCAACAGUGCGAGCGCGAAUGCGCCGACGCCCGAGAUUUCGUCUGCAGGUCGUUCAACUUCAGGCCCUACGCGGCGCUAUUCGGUGCCGAGAGAGACAAUUGUGAAUUGAGUGACAGAGAUUCUAGAGACAUGGAUAUGGGUAAUCCAAUUUACUACGAUACGAGCUCGGAUUAUGACUUUUACGAAAGGAAUAAUGGAAGACAAGGAGGUGACGAGUGUCUCGAUGUAAGUCAAGUCUGCAACGAAGAUGGUAUGGAAUUUACACUAAGAACACCCGAAGGCUUCAUCGGCAGAAUAUAUACGUACGGGUACUACGAUCGAUGCUUCUUCAGAGGAAAUGGUGGCACCGUUAAUGUCUUGAGAAUAAGUGGAGCCCAAGGUUAUCCAGAGUGUGGAACUCAAAGAUACGGCGAUACAAUGACCAACAUCGUAGUGGUACAAUUUUCCGACUACGUGCAAACUGGCAGGGAUAAAAGAUUCAAUUUGACUUGCUUGUUCAGAGGUCCAGAUGAAGCUGUUGUAACCUCGGGAUACAUUGGCGCUGGCAGAUCCGGCUCUCCGAUACCGAUAGAAUAUCUUCCAGCAGAAAACACCCUGAGCUCACGUAUAAGAUUGCUGAUUCUUUAUCAAGGACGACCCACAACUACCAUUGCCGUUGGAGAUCCAUUGACAUUUAGAUUGGAAGCUCAAGAUGGUUAUAGCUACCCAGCAGACAUCUUCGCCACGAAUGUUGUUGCUCGCGAUCCUUAUUCUGGCCGUAGCGUUCAAUUAAUCGACCGAUACGGGUGCCCGGUUGAUAAUUACGUAUUCCCUGGCUUGGACCGACUGAGAGAAGGUGAUAGCCUCGAGGCACGUUUCAACGCCUUCAAGAUUCCUGAAUCGAAUUUCUUGGUAUUCGAGGCGACGGUUCGUACCUGCAGAGAUGGCUGUCAACCGGCUUUCUGCUCGUCGGCCGCAGGUAGAAGCGAACCGUCUUACGGACGAAAGAAGCGAUCCAUAGAAGGUGAAGAUAGUGGCGGCAACUCAACUGACUUUAGUAGCACAACCGAACUUUACGAGGGCGAAGGCAGCGGUAAUGGAACUGAUACCGAGGACAAAAAAGACGACGAAGAGCAGGAAUUCGUUCAAGAAAUGAUAGAAGUCCUGGAUUCAAGAUUCGAUAUAGAAAAUUCAAUCAAUGACGUAGCCGAGGUCGAUACUGUUGCUGAAAAACACAUUUCACCUGUCGUCAACACUGUUUGCAUUACUCCUAAUGAAUAUUACGGACUUAUAGUUGCUGUAGUAGUUCUUGUCUCCCUAUUGAUAUCGAUAGUGUUGCUGACGAUAAUAAUUUACAGGAAAUACGUGCACUGUGUGAUAGUAAAGAAUAAAAAAGUUGAUAGAUUAUCGAAUCAUAGUAGGAAUUCCGAAGACCUAUACAGCACGCGGAGCAAUAAUUUUUCAUUCCUACGAACGGGUCUCCGUCCGAGUCCCAGCGGCUCGUCCCCGCUGAGAUCGCUGGGCCAGAUGAUGGGCCAGCGCACCUUGUCGACUACCACUUUGGCCGGAGCAUCGGGCAGCCGUCGAUCGAUCGUUGACCCGAGCGAACCGAUCUAUACCGAUCCGUCGCUUUUCGAGGUACCGGUGAAAAAAACCACCCGAGGCCGUAAUGGUAACACUAGUGCUAAAGAAGACUCACGGAGCGAAAAUCCAAACACGAUGUGA